GUGAGCAAAAUAACAGAAAAGCGAAUCGAGGGUUCAAAAGCUAGGGGUUGCAUAGCUCUUGCCGUCUUGCCUCCAUCUUUAAACCCUAGAGGAGGAGCUCUCACCCACUACCAGCGCGGCGGCAUUCUAUUCUAUUCUUGCGGGUAAAUUCGCUUCCUCCCAUCUUCCUCUUAUACCAGGUUCUCUGCAUUCGUUUUCGUCAUUCGUUACUGCCACUACAAGAUCGUCUUGUUACUUGAUCCGGCUUCUUCUUACUCUGUCAGCGGAUCGUUCCGGCUACUUUGUUUUUAUCCCUCCUGUUAUUCGUUCGCCUGACGACGAGGUUGUUUGAAUAGAUUUAUUCAGCUCCAACAAUCCAUUUUUGUUAUUUAUAUAUCGACGAUGAUGUUUCGAAGUGCAUAUGAUUCUUGUAUACUCUAUCUCCUUUGGGUUUUGAAAAAAGAUCUAGACUUCUACAGUUGUUGCUGUGCCCUGAGAUGUUCCCGUUUGUGGGUUUGCUCUGGCAUUGCCGCUGUUUUUACAUGGCGUUUAUGUUUACUUGAUCUAUAGUUUGAAUGUUUGUUGGCAACAGUCUAGCGAGGAGUUGCUUUUUGGAACAAAAUGGUGAGGGUCAGCGUGCUGAAUGAUGCUUUGAAGAGCAUGUACAAUGCCGAGAAGAGGGGGAAGCGACAGGUCAUGAUCAGGCCAUCUUCCAAAGUGAUCAUCAAGUUCCUUUUGGUUAUGCAAAAGCAUGGUUACAUUGGCGAGUUUGAGUAUGUGGAUGACCACAGAGCUGGUAAGAUUGUGGUUGAGUUGAAUGGAAGGCUGAACAAGUGCGGUGUUAUCAGCCCUCGCUUUGAUGUCGGUGUCAAAGAGAUUGAAGGCUGGACUGCUAGGCUGCUUCCUUCUAGACAGUUUGGCUUCAUCGUGCUGACCACCUCUGCUGGAAUCAUGGACCACGAAGAGGCCAGGAGAAAGAACGUUGGUGGGAAAGUGCUUGGCUUCUUUUAUUGACUAGAGUUUUGUUUGGAAAAUGUCUCUUGCUAUGUUGUAGGAUGUUUAAUUUUGUGAAAAUUUUGCUCCUUUGGAGGUUUGGAUUUCGACUAUGAGCUUUUGAAAGAUAACAUUUUGCCCCUGAAAAAUGGGUAUGCUGCGCUUGAUGAAUGAAUGAACUUUGCGUGUUACUACUGUUGCAAUGUGGAUCUUUACAGUAUGAUCCUCAAUAAUUUGUAUGAUCGUUAAGCUCAUUGUAGAUCGUUAAGCUCAAGAAGGUUCUGGUUUUUUUUCUCGCACUUUUCCGUCGUGCUGCUGGCUGGUAGCCAAAGUACCUUUGCUCAAGAUGCAGCUGCUUGUUAUGAAUUAACGGAUUUGAUCAUUUCUGGCCGGAGGCUGCUGCAUCAAUCCUAGAUUCUGGUUGAUGCUGUCAGGCAAAAGGAUGAACUCGGCUUCAUAAUAGAGGAACACGGUGUCCAGCUCUCGCAAUCCAGCAUUACUGUUGAUCAUUUGAGGUGCUCCAUUAGCUCUCCACCAUCACUACCAUAAGCUUUAUGGUUUCUGCUGCGAUACAUGUGCAAUCCUUUCCGAGAAGGGCAAAUAUUUGAUACUUGACGACGCUUAGAAGACCGGCAGCUAAGAGACUUAUUUGGUAUCCAACCAGUCACUUUGAGAAUUGUACAUGAAGUGUUCCGAAAGGUACAAAAACAGGAACUUCCAAAACCAUUCGGAUUCCAAUUACUGCUCAGUACAAUUCAGGCGAACACAAACAGGAUAGUUGGAAGCCGAAUAAAGAACAAAAGCACUUCAUCAGGGUUACAUGGAUAUGCUCACACAUACUUGGACCAAAAGGAAAUGAGCGACAAGAAAAACCAGAAGCUUCUCUGUUACGGAAAGCUACUAUAGUAGCUGAGUUUGGAAUCUGGAUGGGCAAUGAACAAAACCUAGUACGUAGUAAAUGUAAAGCCAGAGAUAGCAUCCACUUUCAGGGAUGCAGAAUGAAUGCCAAAGGAUCCUCAGCUGCCCAAACCCAUGAGCAAAACCUCUCUGCUAAACCUUCCAACGAUCACGGCCUUCUCGGUCGUCGUCUUCUUCGCCGUGGUAAUUGUAGCUGUCCAUCUUCAUCGCCUACUUGAUGUGCUGGUGCCUGCAGGGAUUUGGUGUAGAUGUUUGCUAGCCUAGUAAGCACCUUGGAAAAACAGGAAUGGCGGAGGAGGGAAGGAGAAGUGAAGUGAUUGGAGGGUGAUUAGGCAGCUUAGCCUUUAUAAAGGCGAUGGAAUUAAUUAAAAAGUUGCAGCUUUAGCUUUGUGGGGAGAGAAUCUUUCGAGUAUAUGCUUCCACCACCAUUGAACUUGCUAAUGCUUAAGCCGUGGCCCCUCUUCUUUCUCUUUUUCUAUGGGGAUAUGGCCAAUGGCCAUCACAUGCAAAAAUGCCACAAUACAUCUUGGAUAAUGGUUCCCAACUUGUAACUCAAAAUUUCCCCACCUUAUGGAAAGAGCUAGGUUAUCAAAUUUGUUUAAAAUAUUGUCACCAAUCAAUUGAUUUCAAUAAUAACUAAAUUUAAUCUUAUAUCAUUUAUUUACAAAGGGAAAAUCUAUUAGAUUAGUUCAGUUAUCUCUAUAAUGAAAUAAUAUUUAUCCAACUUUAUAUUGAUGUGAAUGUCAUACAAUGUGCAAUGCAACCAAGCAAAGAACAUAUAGAUAGUUCAUUUGGUAAAAGUUUAUUCUUUGUCUCCUACUAAUGUGCUACGUUUGGUUUUUCGUUUUGGCAUUAGUUAUGGCCGGUCAUAUGAACAUUUAUAUUUGUCUCUCAACUAAUUUGCUAGGUUAGAUAAUAUGCAGAUGCUUAGAUGGUUGAUGUUAAGAACCAGUUGAUCCAUAAUGGAUACUAUACUAACACGCCUGCUCAAACGAAAGCUACUCACAAGGGUUUGAAGUUUGCACAGGUUAAAAUACCAUGUGCUUAACAAAUGGGGGUUGUGGAAAUUCAAACACAAGACCUUUCGGUUACAGAAGGCUUAGAUACCAUGUCAUAAACCAACUGGUCUCAGUAACUCGAGUUUGAGGUGGUGUGUUAGUAAACGAUACAUGAUCCACGAUUGAACAUCUCCCAACAACUAGAGUUAUUGGAACCAGUUGGUUUAUGACAUAAUAUUGGUAUCAGAGUUGGUUUAGCCAAGUGGUCGUGCGUUCGAAUCUCCAUGCCCCCAAUAUUAAUAGUUGAUUAAAAGCACAAGGUAUGGUGGGCCUGUGCAAACUUCAAGCCCGUGAGCUAGAUUUUGUUUGAUGGGGCGUGUUAGAGAGUGGUAUACGAUCCAUAAUAUCAUUCUCCUAACAACUCGAGUUAUUGUGAAUAGUUGGUUUAUGACAGUUGAUACUUAUAUUUAGUUACUUAUUUAGUUGGGUUUCAUAUGCGCAUGCUUCCUAUCUAUCUAUCUACUAUACUUAUAAUACGCUGAAGGGGAAAACAGAUUCCCCAUUUCAAAAUUGGAGGCUGGAGAGGGUUUUUCGGGAGGGUACUUUGGGAAGUGAAUUUUUUCCUGACUCAAUUUGGGAACUGCAUGUUUCCGUGUCCCAAUUAUGGGCCUUACAUUAGAUGGGUCGGAGAUAAUUGUUCUGCCCCGUGAAGCCUUUCUACCACCAGCUACCUCACCAGUCGCAUUCCUCUCCGUGGCUUUUCACAACCACCUGCCGCCACUGAUGUCGACCGGUUCUUAUUGGGGUCUCUAUCAACAUUACUAAUUUUGUUUCCCUAUCCUCUUCCAAGAUCCAUCCCAUCUAUAGAUGAAAGUAUCUCUCUUCUAGGCUACGUCGAUAAGGGGAAGACUUCCAUCCGCGUCGCCAUCCAUUGGGCUAUCGGCUGAAGAGUCGAUUCCUUCUAUAGCUAAUUUGCUCUGUGUUUUUUCCCGAUCCAUUUCAACGUUGGUAAGUAUUCAUUUCUACUAUCGUCCAUUUUAAUCCCAUUUGUUUGCUACGUACGAUACAAAUAACAUUGGGUAGUGAGAUUUGGGUCCCCAAAAUUAGUGCCAUUCAACAAUCAUUAUCAACAAUUUUAAUCACAGUGGUUAAAUGUUGAUUACUUCAGGCUCAUCUUCACUAGGGAUUCGAUUCUCAACUCCUCCACAGCGGCGUCAAUGUCCCGGACGGUUGCUACAUCCAAACAUGCAUACACCCUACAAGCAAAAACGUUGGGGAGAAUCCCUAAAGUACUUAAUGCAUAUCAGAUGGAGCUCUUUCGCCACAUCUCCCGUUGCAAUGUUCUAUACAAAUGUGUAGCAACGAUCCUAGCUAAUAGGUUAGCAAGGAAAAAACAGGAGCCUCCAUAGCGUUUCAACGAAGGGGCAAUUUUGGAAACAACCUUCUCGCAUCCUUGAACGGGCCCACUGAUUGUCAAUGCCCACAAGCGAGGAAACACCGUUUAAUGCAUGGUCUGGGUAACUUAUUCCUUCCCCAAUCUAUGGAACCAUGAUCCUAUUUCCUUUUCUUAUUUUACUGCAUUGUAUCAUAUUUCCAAGGAACCUAUCAAUCCCCAACUUUGUAGCUUUGGUUUAGUGUCCAGCGGGUGCUUAUAAUUAGCGACGAGUAUGGGAUUGAGAAUGAUGUUGUGGGUCUGUUGUGUAAUGUAAAUUUAGUUUGGGUCAAUGGUUGACUUAGCCCCAGUGGCCAGUGCCCAUAUUGUGCUUUCAGAACCUGUAAGUUCCUGGGCUUGCCUCAUAAUCUGAAUCAUUUGUACCGAAACAACUAUUGGUUAUGGUGAUAUUUUUCUUGGAGGGUGGCUGAUUUUGGAAUUCGUAAGCACCUCCUAAGUGUCUUGAUAGAUCAAAUAUGAAGUAUUUGAUUAAAAUACUGCUUGCUUUUGAUCUAUAAUUUACUAUGAUAAUGUAUACAUAUUUUCUAUGAUUUGUACCAUAUCUACUUAUGUUUUGUUUGAAGGAUCAACUAUUGAUACUACUUGGUACAUUUUGCCAUUGAUUGAAAUAAUCAUAGCAGGCCUUGAAUUUAUAGAUGUAAAACACUGCUGGAAUUUUAUGUAUAUGCAUUUUCUAUGAUGUGGAUCGUAUCUUCUUAUCUUAUGUUUGAAGAAUCAUCUAUUGAUACCGCUUGAUAUGGUUUGUCAUUGAUUGAAAUAAUCAUAGUAGGCCUUGAAUUCAAGGAUUUAUAUAUACAACUACCAAAGCUUUUUUUUUUUUAUAAGGGUGAUAUAGGUUUCUCUUUUGUGAUUAAGAUACUACUUAAGGGAUUCGAACCUGGGACCUCUAGGCUCUAAACUAGUGGUAUUACCACUAGACCAAGCCCUUGUUCGUUCAUAAAGGAGAAUUUACAUAGAGGUCGUUUGCUAUUGGGAUUUUGAUCAAGGAUUUUGGGCUAAAAACCCACACUUAUGGGAUUAUGGACAAAGUCCAUGUUUGUUGCAAAAAUUGUGUUGGAUUAGUUCUUGUGGGACCCAUGCAUAAGGGAUUAUAGUGGGAUCAAAAUCCGUGGGGUCCACGGAUUAUAAAAUCCUACCUCUUUAGGUGGAGUUUUGGGAAGAGUCAUAAUCCAUGAAAGCAAAUGACAAAAGUAACCUUAUAUAUUUUCAAUAUUCCGAUGUUGCCCUCAUUAUUUGUAGGGUUUGACAAGCAACCUCCAUCACAUUCCCGUUUGUGUACUGUAUGAAGCUUCCUCCGUCUCCCAUUCUCGAGUGAAGUAGUUACUGCAACUUUUGACAUGUUUUUGUUAUGAAGUAGCUGCUACAAAUUUCUGUUGUCGUUAUUGUAAGUUACAAAUUUCUAUUAGCAGCUACUGCAAAUUUGCGUUACCUGCUGAAAGUUAUCAUCAUUAUAAGUUUUGAACACAUUUGAGGUUGCUUAGUAGCUGCUGCAAGUUUGUGUAAGAUGAUGCAAUUUUUUAUUUAGUCCAUACAAAUUUAGUUAGCUAGCCACAAGGAACAAGUGGUGUUGGCGGAGUAAGCUGUAAAAUAAACUUGGAAGGAGAUGGAGAUGGUAAUGGCGGAGGGCAGUGGCUUUUGUUCUUCUCUUGGAGAUGGUAGUUAACAAGGAUAAAGUUGUAAAUUCAACCUUUAACUAAUCAAUUACAAAGACAUAAAUCCAAUACAAAAUCCAUGAAGCAAACAAGUACUUUUGCAAAUCCAACACAAAUCCAAAAUGACAAAAUCCCACAUAAUCCUUCUAUGAUAAAAUCCAGGGUUUUACACAAAUCCUUGAUUUUUCAGAAUCCUACAAGCAAACGACCUCAUAGUACAACUACCAGAGCUUUUCUCGGAAGCAACUAUAUGGAGUUUCUAGCCACAAAUCAUACUAGAGUCACUGCACAUGGAGUUGCUAGCUGGCCAAAUAAAUAGUUGGACCAAUCUAUGUAGUUCAUCUUAUUUUCCAAAAAAAUUUCUUAGUUAAAUUCAGUUGUUUGUUGUUUUAAUAAUGCACUUUGUUUAUG
Molecule: messenger RNA, 6404 nt
Organism: Linum trigynum
Lineage: Eukaryota; Viridiplantae; Streptophyta; Magnoliopsida; Malpighiales; Linaceae
Source: the annotation of a GenBank genome assembly